AGACAGCACCGGCCGUCCGCCCCGCGGCCCCGGGCCCCGGCUCCCGCGCCGUCCCUCCCCGCGGGCCGGGCGCCGCGGCCCCGGUAUGAGGAGCGGGCGAUGAUCCCCGCCAACGCCUCCGCCAGGAAGGGGCCCGAGGGCAAGUACCCACUGCACUACCUCGUGUGGCACAACCGCCACCGGGAGCUGGAGAAGGAGGUCCGCGCCGGCCAGGUGGACAUUGAACAGCUGGAUCCCCGUGGCCGGACUCCUCUGCACCUGGCCACCACACUGGGGCACCUGGAAUGUGCCCGGGUGCUCUUGGCACAUGGCGCAGAUGUGGGCAGGGAGAAUCGCAGUGGUUGGACAGUGCUGCAGGAGGCUGUGAGCACCAGGGACCUUGAGCUGGUGCAGCUGGUGCUGCGGUAUCGGGACUACCAGCGGGUGGUGAAGCGGCUGGCGGGCAUCCCCAUGCUCUUGGAGAAGCUCCGAAAGGCCCAGGACUUCUAUGUGGAGAUGAAAUGGGAGUUCACAAGUUGGGUGCCUCUGGUAUCCAAGAUUUGCCCUAGUGACACCUACAAAGUGUGGAAGAGCGGGCAGAACCUGAGGGUAGACACCACGCUUCUGGGCUUUGACCAUAUGACCUGGCAGAGAGGGAACCGCAGCUUCGUCUUCCGGGGUCAAGGUCAGUCAGGCAGUAAGUUGGGCAGGGUGGGAGACAGCGCACAGCCCCAGACCACCCUGACCCCUGUGCUUUCCCUGGUGGCAGACACGAGUGCCGUGGUCAUGGAGAUCGACCAUGACCGCCGUGUGGUAUACAUGGAGACUCUGGCGCUGGCCGGGCAGGAUCGGGAGCUACUGCUGGCUGCCUCCCAGCCCUCGGAGGAGCAGGUGCUGAGCAGGCUCACCGCGCCUGUUGUCACCACACAGCUUGACACCAAGAACAUCUCCUUUGAGAGGAAUAAGACUGGCAUCCUGGGAUGGCGCAGCGAGAAGACAGAGAUGGUGAACGGGUACGAGGCCAAGGUAUACGGGGCCUCCAAUGUGGAGCUCAUCACCCGGACACGAACGGAGCAUCUGUCCGAACAACACAAAGGCAAGGUCAAAGGCUGUAAGACACCUCUGCAGUCUUUCCUGGGAAUUGCCGAGCAGCACGGGGGACCCCAAAAUGGGACCCUGAUCACUCAGACUCUGAGCCAAGCCAAUCCCCCUGCCAUCACUGCAGAGGAAUACUUCAACCCCAACUUUGAGCUUGGGAACCGGGACAUGGGCCGUCCCAUGGAGCUGACCACCAAGACACAGAAGUUCAAGGCCAAGCUGUGGCUGUGUGAGGAGCAUCCCCUGUCCCUGUGUGAGCAGGUGGCCCCCAUCAUUGACCUCAUGGCUGUCAGCAAUGCACUUUUUGCCAAGCUCCGGGACUUCAUCACGUUGCGCCUGCCUCCUGGCUUCCCUGUCAAGAUUGAAAUCCCGAUUUUUCACAUCCUCAACGCCCGCAUCACCUUCGGGAACCUCAAUGGCUGCGAUGAGCCAGUGCCCUCCGUGCGAGGUAGCCCCAGCAGCGAGACGCCCUCCCCUGGCAGUGACUCUUCGAGCGUCAGCAGCUCCAGCUCUACCACCUCCUGCCGCGCCUGUGAGAUCUCCCCUGCACUGUUUGAGGCCCCACGUGGCUACAGCGUGCUGGGCGGCCAGCGAGAGGCUGCGACUCGUGAUGAGGACGAUGACCUGCUGCAGUUUGCCAUCCAGCAGAGCCUGCUAGAGGCGGGCAGUGAGUAUGACCAGGUCACUAUCUGGGAGGCGCUAACCAACAGCAAGCCAGGCACCCACCCCAUGUCCUAUGAAGGCCGCCGACAGGACAGGUGUCCCAGGUGUGCCGGGAGCGGGGAGCGCUCGACAAAUCCUCCCCGCCCCCAGGAGCGCCCCACCCACGCCGCAGCGCCAGCCCAUGCCCCCGGCUCCGGUGCCCAGCCCUCGGCCCAGCCCAGGUCCCGGCUCCCGCAGCCACAUGUUCCGGAGCUACGACGAGCAGCUGCGGCUGGCUAUGGAGCUGUCAGCUCAGGAGCAGGAGGAGAGGCGGCUGCGAGCGCGCCAGGAGGAGGAAGAGUUGGAGCGGAUCCUGCGGCUCUCGUUGACCGAACAGUAGUGCCUCCUGCUGGGACCCUCCCCUACUCUACGCAGGACCCGGGUCUGCGCACCUGCCGAGCGGCUGCUGGGGUCUGGAGCCAUCGCAUUGGGGGUGUAGCAGCGCAUCAGGCUUGAGAUGCCAGGGGUUUGAUACAGGAGCGGAGUAACUUUCCAGGCCAGAGCCCUAGAGGCAUGGCUGGUCUCCCUGCUUUGUUGUACUGUGAUCCCUAAUCCGCUUCUCUGGGCUCAGAUCUGUCCAAGGGCGGAGGCAGGUGGUAUCGAAAAGGAAACGAAUCCUUGAGAGGAGCAUUGUCCCCGUCCCUUGCUCCUUAUGGCUGGUCCUCCUUCUUGCUCACUGACCCCUCUCCAGGACACUGUCCCUGAAGCCUUCGCAUCUCAGCUCUUCAUCCCUGGGAGGCAGCUGCUCGCCCAGCGUGCUGUGUCGCUGCUUUGUCCCAGACAAACCAGCACGUCAAGGGCCCAGCCCCUCCCCACCCCGGCAUUUCAGCGUCAAGUGCACUUAGCGGGGUGCCCAGCUCCCCCAGUUCCCACACCUGUCCUGUGUCUCAGGGUGGUCCUCGCUUCUCCUUAGGCAGCCAGGAAUUGGAAUCCCAUGCCCGCAGCACGUUUUUCUUGUGAUCAGGGAGUGUGUCUAAGGUGGCCCUAGUUUGGGCAAGGCCUGGUUCCCUCAUGGUGCCUUGGGGAAUGGGGGCAGCAUAUUGGCUUGGGGGCAAGCACUAGACUCGACACAAAAGCGUUGGUGAGGGCCCUGGCACCACUAUCACCACCCACCCCUUCCUACCAGCUGCUGCUAGCCCUCUGUGGUUGUGCACCCCUCCUGCCCCCAUUCAGGGGUUGACUAACACCCUUUAUCCAAUGGUGCUAACCCCGGCUCUCCCUGUUCUACCCUACCCACCUAAAGAAGCACAGGCCCCAUGGAGCAGGGCCCACACCCUUAUCCUGGGCUGCCUUCUGGCUGGCUUCUCUCUGCCAGGGGCUCAGAAGGGGCACAAACGUGGGUCAAGAAAAGAGCAACAACGCGAAAUUGUUCUUCCUCUUCCCUUCCCUGAUGCCAGGGGCACCAGACUGAUUCUGAGGCACAAAUAAAAGAGGUUUCAAACCAGA
Molecule: messenger RNA, 3225 nt
Organism: Rattus rattus (black rat)
Lineage: Eukaryota; Metazoa; Chordata; Mammalia; Rodentia; Muridae
Gene: Ankrd13b
Product: ankyrin repeat domain 13B
Exons: 14
Coding region: 100-2235 (711 amino acids)
Cellular component (GO): cytoplasm
Molecular function (GO): protein binding
Source: RefSeq, a predicted model, not a curated record